This is a messenger RNA of Fundulus heteroclitus (mummichog), 1254 nucleotides long. RefSeq names its product cell surface glycoprotein CD200 receptor 1. Gene Ontology annotation, biological process: regulation of neuroinflammatory response. Gene Ontology annotation, molecular function: signaling receptor activity. Lineage: Eukaryota; Metazoa; Chordata; Actinopteri; Cyprinodontiformes; Fundulidae. The transcript is spliced from 7 exons. The record is from RefSeq and is a predicted model, not a curated record. The coding region runs from base 218 to 1033 and encodes 271 amino acids.
CAGUAUUACCGAGGUAGGGUAACACUGGCUAGCUAAAUCACACAUUUCUGGGAAAUGGAAAAUAUGAGCAAACAUGAGAUGUCAUUCUGUGUGGGGGUGUUGCAAGUAACUUCAAAUAACAGGAAAUGAGUAUAGCUUGGAGAGACGGGGCCAUUUACAGACCAUAUGAAAUGUGGAGCGGUUUGACAAGAACGAAAACAACAAAGUUACACAAAAAAUGCGAGCAAAGAGGAUACACAGGACAUGGAUUUAUACUGUGGUCAUCCUCAUGUUCGAAGCAUGGUCUCAAGGUUCAGGAACUACUGAAGACACCUCUGGGAACUCGAAUGCAUUUCUCCUGCUAACUGAUGUUAACAGAGAGGCAGCGUUCAAUCUGGGGACCAACGUCAACCUGACUUGCACUAAUAAAACGUGGGCUGACAUAUUAUUUAUAAUCUGGGAUGUAAACUUGAAAAACAAAAACUGCAGGCUCUCCGUUAUAAAUGACGGCAAAGACAUUGACUCCUGCAACGAUGGAAAAUCUAUCCGACAGACUUCCACCGGCCAUUUGUACCUGCACAUCCCAAACCUCUCAGCUGAUGAUGUUGGGGUCUACAGGUGUGAGUCGGUUUACUCUGGAGGAAUUGAAAAUUAUAACAUCCAAGUGGAUGUAACAGCUCCUCCUGGUUUAUCUGCCUGGUUAGAGCGAAGGGACAACAAGAUGGUGGCAGUGUGCCGAGCUGAAAGAGGAACACCAGCUGCCAACUUAAGCUGGAGUUAUAGAGGCAGUUCGGAGCCUGCAGUGAAAACUCAGCUUGACACAGAAGGAUUCAUAACAGUAGAGAGUCACCUGGAGAUCCUGGAGGACUUUGAUCCAGAAGAUCUGACUUGUACAGUCCAGCACCUCUCCUGGGAGCAGGAAAAGAUUCUGGUACCAAAACCAAGAGAAGAAAAUUAUUCUUUUCUAUUGUGGAUACGUGCUGCAUUGGUGAUCAUUUUAAUUUUUUCAGGAUGCUUCCUUUUAGCACUCAAGAAGUGCCAUCGUCCUCUAUAAAACACGCCACAACCAAAAAUACCCAAGUAUCUUAGUUGUCAGCUUGACUUGGACAGCGUCAGAAACAGGAAAAAGACAGCAGCCAAGUAUUAUCGUUUGAAGAAGAUCUUGGAACAGCUAUCAUCACUUGCAGGUCAGCAGAUACAGCCCAGUCAAUCUUUUCCUGACCCUGAGUACAACAUUUGAAUAGCGAUUUAUUUAUUUUAUUCUCAUGGUGUAAA